CACACACACACACACACACACACACACUUACACAUAUACACAAACACGGACCAACUUGAUCUCAUAGUUUCACUUCCGAAAUUAUGGAUGAACGUCUAUUUUGUGAUGCAUUAGUUCUGCGUGGUUACAGGUUUACUUCCGAACGGUAAAGGGUUAACUCCGAACGGUAAACCGGGUUAACUCCGAAUGGUAAACAGGGUUAACUCCGAGUGGUAAACAGGGUUAACUCCGAACGGUAAACAGGGUUAACUCCGAGUGGUAAACAGGGUUAACUCCGAACGGUAAACAGGGUUAACUCCGAGUGGUAAACAGGGUUAACUCCGAGUGGUAAACAGGGUUAACUCCGAGUGGUAAACAGGGUUAACUCCGAGUGGUAAACAGGGUUAACUCCGUGCGGUAAACAGGGUUAACUCCGAGUGGUAAACAGGGUUAAUUCUGCAUAGUUUAAAAUAGAAACAACUCGAAAGGUUGAAGCUUAGGUAUUAUUAAGUCCGAGGGGUUAAUGUCCACGCCCCCGUGGGAAUUCUUUUAGCAUAAUAACACAAUCCCCAUUUUAAAAUCCAUCAGUUUAAACUAGAGAUAUCACCUUUUGUUGCAUUGGAUUGCGUCUCAAUCCCAUGGCAUCCACCGAUGUCUCACUUUCCCAUCUGCGGUGAAAGGUGACCGAGCUAGAGCGGUGUUUGUCAGACCAAGAGACAUCCAGAAAAUCAUUAUUCUCACAAAAUUGGUUUUGCAACAUCCGGAUGGUUUGGCCUUCAAAACUAUUAUGAAAAGACGAGACUCUCACAAACAUGACGGUGUUCUCUGUUUUUCUCUACGACCCCCACAAGAGUCUUGGGACCCGUGUGAAGCCGGUACCGCUGAUCUGCCAACCUCUGUCUGUGGCGAACAGUUUGGGUUACACACUAAUAUGGACCCGUCUGUGGAAAGGUAUGACAGUGUUCUCUCUAAGUGAUGAUGGCACCAGCCUUCCAGCUUCGGGUGACUCAGCCUUCCCAGCAUUCCUCUCCUGUAAGGGGUGCCGCCAAUUGAUGGGGACCGACCUUGACCUGGGAGCAGGACUUGACUUGGGGGCGGGACUCUACUGCCUGAGCUGCGAAGAGGGCCUCCAAUCAGAAUCACACACAGCCAUGGAGGAUACCUCACAGGGGGAGGAGUCAACCCCGGCUGUCCAAUCCAGUGGGGGGAAGAACAGGAAGAGGAAGAGGAGUAAGGCGGGUGAUGAAGAAGUCUGUAUGAAGCUGUACACGUGCUCUCUGUGUAGUUUCUCCUCUCGCUACUCCAACCAUCUAAAACGGCACAUGAGAACCCAUGAUGGAGAGAAGCCCUACCGCUGUCCCCACUGCCCCUACGCCUCUACACAGAGGGUCAACCUGCAGAGACACACGCGCACACACACCGGGGAGAAGCCCUACCUCUGCAACACCUGCAGCUAUGCCUGUAGUUCCCUGGGGAACCUGCGGAGGCACCAGCGCUCGCACAGCCAGGAGCCUCAGCCCCGGCAGCAACGCACACACACACUGAAGAGACGCAGCAGACGAAAACACACACACAGAGAAAACGGUGAAGAUGCCGUUUUAUCAGACCUGACAGUGUGUGUGAGGGAGGACUCUGAUUUCCUCCAGUCCCUAGGGGGGGUAGCCUCUCCCUCCCUCCCCCCCUCCGCCCCUCUCCCUGACCUCCUCUUCCCCCUCUGUUGUCGCUCCUGUGGCCUCACCCCGGAAGGAGAGGGAGAGGCGGAGGGCAGAGGAAAGAUGUGUAGUCAAUGUUCUGAGUUUGUCCUCUGUAAGGAUAUAGGCUCCUCCAGCCCCACUGACACAGACUCACACACAGUCCUGCCGGGGGCCAGUAAGCUGUACCGUUGCCCUCUCUGCCCCUUCCUCUCCCUCUACCCCAACCACCUGGCCCGACACGCCCACACCCACAGCGGGGAGAAGCCCCACCGCUGCCCUCAGUGCCCUUACGCCUCGGCCCACCUGGACAACCUGAAACGCCACCUCCGGGUCCACACAGGGGAGAAGCCCUACCGCUGUCCCCAGUGCUCGUACGCCUGCGGGAACCUGGCCAACCUGAGGCGCCAUGAGAGGAUUCACUCUGGAGCCAAGCCGUUCCACUGCUCUGUGUGUGGCUACAGCUGUAACCAGAGGAUGAACCUGAAGAGACACAUGCUGAGACACACGGGGGAGAAGCCGUAUGGCUGUGCUGAGUGUGACUACACUACGGGACACUGGGACAACUACAAACGGCAUCAGAGGAAACACGGACACAACACACACAGCUGGGACAAACACACACACCAGGGCACUACAGCAGACAGCAACACACAGCACUGAGACACACACACACACUCCACUGAGACACACACACACACACACACACUCCACUGAGACAC
Messenger RNA from Oncorhynchus tshawytscha (Chinook salmon), 2392 nucleotides. Its product is annotated as zinc finger protein 513-like. The coding region runs from base 792 to 2333 and encodes 513 amino acids. The transcript is spliced from 3 exons. The record is from RefSeq and is a predicted model, not a curated record. Gene Ontology annotation, biological process: regulation of transcription by RNA polymerase II. Lineage: Eukaryota; Metazoa; Chordata; Actinopteri; Salmoniformes; Salmonidae. Gene Ontology annotation, molecular function: DNA-binding transcription factor activity; RNA polymerase II cis-regulatory region sequence-specific DNA binding.